AUGGCAUUUAAUGAUAAUGUUGACGAAGUUGAUGAAGAAUUAGUAAAUGAGGUGGAUUUGCAGGAAAGUAAUCUUGAUGAAGUCAUUUGUACAGAUGAUAUAAAUAGUAAAUUAGUGGAGGCAUUAGAAUCAUUUAAACAAUGUCG
Messenger RNA from Funneliformis geosporum, 146 nucleotides. NCBI's taxonomy places the organism in Eukaryota, Fungi, Glomeromycota, Glomeromycetes, Glomerales, Glomeraceae. The record is from the annotation of a GenBank genome assembly.